Molecule: messenger RNA, 4665 nt
Organism: Dioszegia hungarica
Lineage: Eukaryota; Fungi; Basidiomycota; Tremellomycetes; Tremellales; Bulleribasidiaceae
Exons: 9
Coding region: 1-4665 (1554 amino acids)
Biological process (GO): peptidyl-serine phosphorylation; peptidyl-threonine phosphorylation
Molecular function (GO): protein serine/threonine kinase activity; ATP binding
Source: RefSeq, a predicted model, not a curated record
AUGGCGGCUGCGAUCGCGGCGUCUCUCUCGAUACCGGAUGCGUCGGGAGCACAGGAGCAACCACAAGCGGAGCAGGAGACCGAGUCACAGGGGGACUACCGGUUCCCUGAUGGACUUCGGUCUGCGCCAUCACCUCCGGCCCCGGUUCAGCGGAACGAUACCGACUUUUCGCAGUCGUAUCAGCCACAAUAUCAGCAGCAGUCACAGCAGCAGAAUCUGCAGCCUGGUAUACCGAUCUCUCCCGGCUCCGCCCGCGCCAGGAUCUACGCGCGGAGAAAUGAGCGGGAGAAGCGGGCCUCUAUGCUCAGCCAGGCGAAUUCAUCACAAUACCAACCUCCACUACCCCCAGCCCCACUCCAGGCGGGCGCCAUUCCUCAGCGGUCCUCGUCAAAGUACACCCCGCCCAACUCUGCUCAUUCGAGCGAGGGGCAAGGGUAUGGACCGCGCAGUACUCGCGAUGCUCGAAAGACACCGCCUGCCGGUGCAGCCCGAGAUACUGCGCCCCGCGCCAAACACUCCCCCUCUUCCUCCCACGAUAUCCUCAAACACUUUGCUCCGCGCGACUUUUCACAUCUACCCCCGUCCCCCAGUAGCGCCAGUAUCAACCAAUUCCUCAAAGCCUCUUCGUCCAUCAACAACUUUUCCUCCGUCACCUCUCCGGGAGUGAAGACGCCACCGGCAACGUCCAUGUCGGGCGGAUACUUUCCUACUUCACCUGGCGGUCCGCCUAUGCCUAUGCCGGUCGCUCAGCCCACGCCGCAGAAGGGUGGGGUCCAGCGGUCCGAUAGCCAGCGGAGCCAGAAGCUGAAGAAUCUGGCGGCUGGUCGAGGCCAGAAGGAGGGGUGGGAGAUGGAUGCAGAGACUGCGGAGGCGAUGCGGAAGCUUGAUGGGCUGGGCGGGACGCCAGGGCGGAGCAAGAGCGCGGGGAAAAGCAAGUUGUCGAGCGGCCCGCCGAGACCUGCGACGCCGCCGACGGUGCGGAAGGAAGAAAAGGGCAAGGGGACGAUGAUGCCGCCGCAGGACAGGCGCUUGACAGAGAAGUCGAGCUAUGGGAGUCUGAGGGGAGCCGCGCUCAGUGAUGCCGGUUCACCUCUGACCGACUGGGCUCAGCUUGGCGCGGAAGAAGCUGCGCCUAGCUCGUUUGGCAGCCGGAGCAAAACCGUCAAUGGCGCUCCGGUCAGUCAGCUCGAACGACCGCAUGUCCCUGUCGAACCAAGGGAAUCUUCAUCCUCGCCGAGCUUUGUCGGGACGCCAACAUCGCGCGACUCGCUGCAGACCUCAGUCACGACUCCCCCAUCGACAGCAGGCGUUCGUGAAGGCAAAGGGAGACGUGCUAGCGGAGGGAGCGAGGCGUCAAUGGACAAUGGGCCGGGCGCGAACGGGUCAUAUGAAAAGGUUGGGGAGGUGACGGUGCCGCCCGUCCCGCCAUUGCCCAAGGGGUACUUCUCGAUGCGGCAGGGUCUGGCUCAGGCAGCUGCAGCCCCCGCGCCCAGCUACGUCCCGCUGCAGGACGCGCAGACCGACCAGGUCUCACCGGUCGGUACACCGCCUUCAGACCCCGCUCGGCCAAAACCAAACAAAAAGUGGUCAUUCUCCUCGGCCAUGUCGCUAAAGCUCAACAAGGACGCUGGUAGUCCAUCGCAAGCUACUCCUUCCCCUCCUGACACACGGUCAAAAUCUAGCAACACCUCCGUCGGGACACUCGCUCCUCCUCUAUCGGCCCUACCACGAUACCCCAGCACAUCUUCCAACAAACGCCUCACUCCCUCCGGUAUCCCAUUCUUCCGCCGAACCUCAUCUUCCUCCCUCCAGCCGUCGGCGUCUACCAGUGCUGUGCCUGAUGCGCCAAAGACGUCAAUGCCGCCUCCUAGCAAAAUUCCGACUGCUCCGGCCUCGAACACGAGGAAGAGCAUGCUGGGUAUGCACCUUCCAAGUAUGCUGCGAGGUUCAACGAGCAAGCGGCACUUGUCUCAGCAGCUGGAGACUCAGCCGGAGAACAAGGAGGUGGUGGAGAUCAGGGCGGAGCUACCUGAGAAGGCGGCAACGACAGGGUGGAAAGGAAGGCAUCGGGGAAAUACCAUGUCAAUCUCCGGACCUCUCCAGCCAAGGAAGACUUCGCUCGCACCGGACCACUACCAGACGUCGAACGACAAGAAUUCGUUUUCCAAGAAUCAGGCUUCUAUCGAUGGCUCGCUCGGUCAACGUCAAGGCAGCUCCACCACGCCUAGCGAGGCCACUCAGUAUGGCUCGCAGACCCUCCGACCCAGCCGCUCUGGCUAUCCCACCACGUCCAAUACUCCCUCCAUCCGCGCCGUUCCAUCUUCGGGCUCUCUGCGGGCUGGGGAAAAUCGCGCACCUCCCAGCUCCACCCCGACCAAGAUCCCCCGGCUGGUCAACCGGGACUCGGAUAGUCCAGCCGGACGGACCUCGAUGGGUCCGCCCGUCAUGCCUCAUUCCCAAUCUAUCUCGCGCAUGCCGCAAGCUGGUCCUGUUGCGCAUAGCAAGACUAUGAGCAGUACUGCUACGAUGGAGCGGAGCGGCGUCUCCGAGUUUGGAGCGGUUGGCGGCAUGCGCCCAGUCCCCUCGAACGAUCCUCAGCGGUCUCGCCUCCUAGCUCCCAUGUCUAUGCGUCACGAGCCGAAGCAGCGCAUGUUUGCCAAGCCCAUCGAGACGGCUGUCCGGAACGAUCGACCCUCCAACAUCCCUCCUUCUCGCCGGAACAUGCCCCUUGCAGCGCCUCGGCCGACCGCUACGGGCAUGACGAUCUCGGCCCAGAACAAGCGGUCCUCUCGAGACGUCGUCCCCGGGAUGUCGCGCACCAGCUCGAAAGAGUCUGGUCGAGAAUCCAGCUCAGACAACUCCAACCCAAACCUCAUCAAACCCAGCAAAUCCCUGCAUUCCAACCUCGUUGCCGUGCCUCCGCCGCUCGGAACGCGGAUCCCAUCCAGCUCAUCCGUCGGCGCUCCGGGCCUGAGCUACCGGAAAACAAGUCUCGUCAGUGAUAGCCCGGCGGACAGUCCUGCGGAUGAUGAGGAGACCUUGGCGGACGCGGAGAUGAUGGCGUAUGUCGAACGGAGGAAGGCGAGAGUGGCGGCUGGGAGCAAGAAGGAUGAUCUGGCAGAUGUCGAAGAGUUCCCGGAUGACAUACAGCCAGCGGAGCCUCAAUCCCAACGAGCGUUCAUCUCGAAGAACCUUUCUUCAUUGUCAGACUUUGAGCGGAAAGAGGUACUCGACUACGACCGGAUCUAUUACGCUCCCUCCAAGCGGAUCGUCCGAGAACCUCAGAAUGGCGCGAUCUACAAUCACGGGUACGACGACGAGCGGGGCGACUACCUCGUCGUGGACGGCGAUCACAUGUGUUAUCGAUACGAAGUGAUCAAGAUUCUCGGGAAGGGGAGCUUUGGACAGGUUGCGCAGUGCCGAGAUCACAUGACGGGCGGAAGUGUCGCGGUGAAGAUCAUCAGGAACAAGAAGCGGUUCCACUCGCAAGCUUUGGUGGAGGUCAAGAUCCUUGGGCAGCUUGUGGAUUGGGAUCCUGAAGACAAACAUCACAUGGUCCGGAUGACCGACCACUUCUACUUCCGCUCUCAUCUCUGCAUUGUCACCGAACUCCUCAGUAUCAAUCUGUACGAGCUCAUCAAGGCAAAUCAAUUCGCUGGGUUCUCGACGACGGUCAUCAGGCGAUUUACGACACAGAUGCUGGCGAGUAUGCAAUUGAUGCGGAGUCAUCGGAUCGUACAUUGUGACCUGAAGCCAGAGAAUAUCCUGCUCAUGCACCCAUGCAAGGCUGGGAUCAAGGUCAUUGACUUUGGUAGUAGUUGUCACGAGACUGAAAAGGUGUACACCUAUAUCCAGUCUCGGUUCUACCGAAGUCCGGAAGUCAUUCUGGGGAUGAAUUACGCUAUGGCAAUUGAUAUGUGGAGUCUAGGCUGUAUCCUUGCCGAGCUCUACACUGGCGUUCCCAUCUUCCCGGGCGAGAAUGAGCAUGAGCAGCUGGCGUGCAUCAUGGAGGUGCUCGGCGUUCCAGACAAGGAUAUCGUCAAUCGCGCCCAGAGGAAGAAGCUCUUCUUCGAUGCUACUGGCGCGCCUCGUCCCUUCGUCAGUGCCAAGGGCAAGCGCCGCCGUCCUUCCUCUCGCACCCUCGCCCAAGUCCUCAAGAGCAAAGACGAGCUCUUUGUCGACUUCAUCUCAAAGUGCCUCACCUGGGACCCGGAUCGCCGACUCAAGCCUCAGCCCGCCAUGCGUCAUCCUUGGAUCUUGCAGGGGAAACGCAGGUACGCUCCUGCCCCACCCGUCACGAUGCCGAGUCGCGGAUCGGAGUCGAGCAACUACCCAGCGCCACCUCGGACUACACUUGCGACCUCGCAGACCAAAUCGAACGAGAAGAAACAGCUCGUGAUCUCGCCGCCUACGCCGCUGGUGGCUCGGGUAGCACAGGUGCCUGCUUCGGCACCCCGCGCGGGAGGUGCGCCGAGCAGCUCGAGGUUGCCACAGUCCGUCUCGCAUAGGAAUAGCGCGUACAUGGUGAGCUUCUUCGGAGUAUUGCGGGAUGGCGAAGCUGAUAGAAGCAGAGCUCUACUAAGGUUGGGUAUUAGGGUCUCUCUCGGAAAUGUUGCAAGGAGAAGGGAGAGAGGGGGAGAUGUCUAUAAUCAUACGGCUUAUUAA